UAAGUUUCUUUAAGAAUUAUCUAUUGUGUAAUAUACUGUCGACAGGAGGUCAGUUUUAAAAGAAUACUACUGAUAGCCUGAAAGACUGGAAAAGAAAUUCUUUUUCCCCCUUACACACUGAUAGUUCUUAUAUUUGCAUUCCUGCAAUUCUUAUAUUAAAAAACAUUGGAUUAGCAGCAAGAGAGUUGAAAAUGGCAGAAGUUGGGAAUGACUGCUAUUUCUUUUUUAAUUCCACAUGCAUAAAGGGUUCCCAGUGCCGAUUCCGACACUGCGAAGAAGCCCUUGGCAGUGACACUGUGUGCUCAUUAUGGAGAGAGGGGAAAUGUUUAGAUCCACUUUGCAGAUUUAGACACAUGGAAAUGCAGCAAAACUGCAGCAUUUCAUGCUUCUGGGAAACUCAGCCUCUUGGUUGUGUGAAGAUCAGUUGUAUCUUUUAUCACAGCAAACCUCGCAAUAUCAAUGGAUUAUUUUUGCCACCAAGUAGCAGUAUCACACCACAGAAAGAGAGUCAGGAAGGAAUUCCACCCCUGACCCAGAGUCAGGAACCCCUGAAACCUCAGGAGAAUAUAUCACGACCCAUUCACCAUCCUCUAGUUUUAAAAACUAACUUUGAGGACGAAGAGGAGGAAGGAGAUGAACAAAAUGAUGCUUCCAGUUUAUGGACAAAGACUCCUGAAGAGAUUGAAGAAAAAAGAGCAAUAAAGGAGAUGUGUUACAAAUCUGGUGAAUACUACAGAUUCCAUACUCCUCCAGAUAUUUCAUCAUCAAAAAGCAUAGCCUCUACAGCAGACAAAGAAAUAGAAAAGCCUUUGGAAAAUGGCAGUGAAUUGCAAGAAGGGGAUGGUCUUACAGUUCCAACAAAAUUUAGCCUAUUUGAAAGGCAAGGUGAGAUAAAAGCAUCAUUGGAUAGGAAACCAAGGACUGACAUUGCCGCUUUUGAAAAUGGAGGAGGUGACUGUUAUGUUCCACAGAGGAUCAUAUUUCUUGGAGUGGAUGAAAAUGAAGCUUUAACAGAAGAGAAGGAAAUCACCAUAUCAAAAUGUUCAAAUAAUAAAGAUAACACGGACAGUCCUCAUCCAAAGCGUUCCCUAACUACCCGACUAGUACCUACAACGCAUGUAUUAAAUGCUACUGAGAAUAUCAGUAUGAAGUGCAGAGAGGACCUCUCUUCAAUGAAUGAUGUCCAGCCAGUGAGGAAGCCUCACUUUAAAGGUGUGAAAAAAAGAAAAUGGAUUUAUGAUGAACCAAAGAAUUUUCCUGGCCCAGGAAUGCGGAGAGCAGUACAGGCCCCAAAUCCCAAAAAUAAAAUGAGUUACCAUCGCAAUAAUAAAAACAGAAAUGCUGAGAACGCAUCCUAUAUCCACGUUCAGAGAGAUGCUAUCAGGACUGUCUCACUGAGUGCACCCCCCCGCAGCAGGCCCACAAGCGGGUCCUACAGUAAAGUCGAUGUUAACAAGGAACCCAAAUUCAACCUUUGUCCAGAUAAAUAUACGUCAACAUCAUAUAAUGGUUCAGCCUGGCGAAAAAGAAUUCCUUUUUCAAAAACAUAUUCAAAAACUGAAAAGAUAUAUACAGAGCCAAGAAGAAAUGGGAGCAAGUAAAUCUGGAGGUUGAGAGAAGAGAAAAAUGAGAAAAGAAAAAAGUGCCAGAUAUCAUCUGAUUUACAAUCAAAAAUGAAAAUUCAAAGAAUGAGAUAUUCAAGUACUCCAUACUAUAUACUGGGUAGCCAAAGAUGAUAAAAUGCAAAUUCUGAAAAUAAGAUGCAGGAAGUACAUUGUGCUCUUUCAAAACUGAUAAAAAUGCAAAUUACAAACAGCUGCCUGUGUAUUUAUAUAGGUCUGGAAUUCAUUCGAUGCAU
Molecule: messenger RNA, 1858 nt
Organism: Mustela lutreola (European mink)
Lineage: Eukaryota; Metazoa; Chordata; Mammalia; Carnivora; Mustelidae
Gene: ZC3H11D
Product: chromosome 8 C12orf50 homolog
Exons: 13
Coding region: 192-1601 (469 amino acids)
Molecular function (GO): metal ion binding
Source: RefSeq, a predicted model, not a curated record